AUGCUGUUAACCACACUAACACACUUUUUUUUUCUUUUUUUUUUUUUGAGACAGAGUCUCACUCUGUCGGCCUGGCUGGAGUGCAGUGGCACGAUCUCGGCUCACUGCAACCUCCGGCUCCCCGGCUCAAGCAAUUCUCCUGCCUCAGCCUCCCGAGUAGCUGGGAUUACAGGCAUGUGCCACCACGCCCGGCUAAUUUUUGUAUUUUUAGUUGAGAUGGGGUUUCACCAUGUUGGCGAGGCUGGUCUUGAACUCCUGACCUCAGGUAAUCCGCCAGCCUCGGCCUCCCAAAGUGCUGGGAUUACAAGCGUGAGCCACCGUGCCCGGCCAACAGUUUAUAAAUCUGUGGAGACUUCAUUUCCCUUGAUGCCUUGCAGCCGCGCCGACUACAACUCCCAUCAUGCCUGGCAGCCGCUGGGGCCGCGAUUCCGCACGUCCCUUACCCGCUUCACUAGUCCCGGCAUUCUUCGCUGUUUUCCUAACUCGCCCGCUUGACUAGCGCCCUGGAACAGCCAUUUGGGUCGCGGAGUGCGAGCACGGCCGGCCAAUCGCCGAGUCAGAGGGCCAGGAGGGGCGCGGCCAUUCGCCGCCCGGCCCCUGCUCCGUGGCUGGUUUUCUCCGCGGGCGCCUCGGGCGGAACCUGGAGAUAAUGGGCAGCAC
Messenger RNA from Gorilla gorilla gorilla (western lowland gorilla), 660 nucleotides. RefSeq names its product zinc finger protein ENSP00000375192. The record is from RefSeq and is a predicted model, not a curated record. The transcript has a single exon. NCBI's taxonomy places the organism in Eukaryota, Metazoa, Chordata, Mammalia, Primates, Hominidae. Bases 1 to 495 code for a protein of 164 amino acids.